UAACCAAUCUCUCCCAUUCGAAAUUGUUUUGGGAUAUGGCAGCAGCAGCAGCGUCAUCUCUUGCUCUCUUCCACAAACCCACCUGCAGUUUCUAUUUGGGCCCUUUCUCUGCUCGGAGCUCAAUCUUCCCUUUGAAUCGGAGGAGACUCUGCGCUUUCUCUGCUCCUCCUCCUAAAACUAUGGCCGAUCUAGUCAAAACCCAUGCUUGGAGAGACAUAGACGGGGAAGAAGGGUUUCAGGCGUUGGAGCAAGAGGGUUUUACUCCGUCCAACGAUUUGGUCUCCGGUGGGAUCAACGCCGUCGCUAAUCGUCUGAGCAAAUGGGUGGUAGCUGCUGUGUUUGGAUCGGUUCUGCUUCUACGACAUGAUGGUGCAGCCUUGUGGGCUGUCAUUGGCUCCGUUUCCAAUUCCGCCCUUUCCGUAGCUCUCAAACGCAUCCUUAACCAACAGAGACCUGUUGCAACUCUGCGUUCUGACCCUGGGAUGCCUUCUUCUCAUGCUCAGUCCAUUUCUUUCAUCUCUCUCUUCUCUGUUAUGGAGUGGCUUGGAACCAACCAACUCUCUCUUUUCCUUACCGCCCUCAUCCUUGCUCUGGCUUCUUACUUUGUAUGGUUGAGGGUUUCCCAGAAGCUUCACACCGCCAGUCAAGUGGUGGUGGGUGCAAUCGUGGGCUCUGUUUACUCCACCUUGUGGCACAUAACGUGGAACUCACUUGUUCUCCAGGCUUUCGCCUCAUCAUUCUCCGUACAAGUAGCUGUAUUUACGGUUGCUGCUGCAUCUGCUCUGGGUUUUGCAGUUUAUGUGCUACUUAACUGGUUCAAAGAUGACAAAGAAAAUAUAAGUAGAGGGUUAUAAAACCAUUCCUUUGUUUCCCAUUUCACUCCAUUACCACUUUGUCUUCUGUUUCUCGUCACAAAACGUUAAUUAUUAUUUUUAAUGUAUAAAACGAAACCAAUAGAGAAGCAAGUGCUGCUUGCUUUA
Messenger RNA from Brassica napus (rape), 980 nucleotides. RefSeq names its product lipid phosphate phosphatase epsilon 2, chloroplastic. The transcript is spliced from 3 exons. Gene Ontology annotation, biological process: lipid biosynthetic process; protein N-linked glycosylation. Gene Ontology annotation, cellular component: intracellular membrane-bounded organelle; endoplasmic reticulum membrane. Gene Ontology annotation, molecular function: dolichyldiphosphatase activity. Lineage: Eukaryota; Viridiplantae; Streptophyta; Magnoliopsida; Brassicales; Brassicaceae. The coding region runs from base 36 to 854 and encodes 272 amino acids. The record is from RefSeq and is a predicted model, not a curated record.